GUAUAUCUUUGUUUUGUGUUUUUUUUUUUUUUUUGUUCUCUUGAACUCAUUAGUAAGCAACAUGUUCUUGGUCUGGAUUACUUUUUUCUUUUAAUAAUUAAAUCAUGCCAUUUCCUUGGAUGUGGUGCUCUUGCAUCUUUUUGUUUUUUUGGGAAGAUUUUGCAAAAGCUUGAAUCACAGUACUUGUAGAUAUUGAAUGAGUUUCAGGUUUGAGGAUUUAUGUUGGAUCCAUUUGUAUGUGUUUGAUUUAAUCUAUUGAGUUACUAUUAGGCUUUGGAAUGGAAAGAUUAAUUCAAGGAAGGGCAACACUGGGGGUUGUAGUUGUAAGUUUGUUGGUGAUCUUGUGUUUAAAAUUUCAGGGCGGUUCUAUCAGAUAGACCUCUACUCAAAUCACUUAAUAAGGCUAUGAGUCAUAGCCUUUGGCAUAGGUUUAAUGCAUUAUUAUUAGCAAACAGUCUGUAAAGUUUGGAGCAUGGUGUGGGAUCAUUUUUGUGUAAAAGUGGUUUGCCCUUCGGAUAAAUUAGUUUGACUUGAGAUUUUGAGAAUCUCUUUUGGAUUUUGAAGGACAGGCACCUAAUUGAUGGGUGAAAUAUGUAAAUUUGUAGUGAUUGGACUUCAUUGGAAGUUCAUUGUUAGACUAUUAUGAUUGUUGAUGAAUGUCACAAUCAGCCGAAGGGAAAUCUGUAGGGACCAUGAAUUGGGAUGGGAAUAGAGGAUUAGAUUUCACAUGCUUCUAUGGAAUGUUUUUCUUAAUCAUAUCACUUAAUGCCUCUUUCUGCUCACCUUUUUUGACUGGAGUACAAUCUUCUCAUUAAUUUCCUGGUGUGAAUAUCUUUAGAUUCUGUAAUGAUUUAGAGUAUCAUACUUUCAUAUUGCUGAGAAGGUGUUUAAUCAUGUGAACUUCCUCCGAGGAAUAUAUAUGUCAUUUUUAGGUUUUUUUUUCCUUCUUUGGUCCAUCUAUCAUAUUUUUCAACCCUUGUUGGCGUAAUAAGUUUCCAUGUUAUAUCAUGAUUUGCUGACUAAUUUUCUGCAAGGUGCCAUUUCUCAGCCUUUAAUCUGUAACAGUAUUUUUGGCUUCUUUACUUGUUGAAGGGCCAAAAGAAUGGAAUUGAUAUCUAAAAUUGUAUUUCUUUGAACACAAAAAUAAAGAAAGUGAUGAAGUUUGACGAGGAGUUUAACUUGAAAUGAUGAGAACAUAUUUAGGAUGAAAAUAUCAGAUUUUUAACUUGGAUGUUCAAUGUGUAGAUAGAAAAGGUAAAAUUUGAGUCAAAUUAGUUUUUCCUUAUAAUCUAGAACGCAUGUCAUUUCUCCUAUUUUGGAAGUAUGUGAUUUGGAGUUGAAUGUUUUAAGCAGUGAAAUACUUUUUGAUGGUCCAACUAACUUUUGAAUUUUCUACUAAUAUAUUAUAUUUAUGUUUGAGGUGGACAUGCAUAUAUCACCAAAAUGUGUGCUCUAGACGUAUUGGCUUUCCAAUUUAUAGGGAUAUUAUAUUUCUGUGUUCCGUCCAUAGUUUUGCCUGGUGUCCUCAAAGGUGCUCUUUGUUCUGUCAAAUUUCUGAUGACCUUUUGCCCCUUUCAUGCUCUAAGCUGUUAACCACUUUAGCAAGCUGUAUCAUUUCGAGAAAUGGUCAUGGAGCCUGAUGGACCCAGACGAGCAAGGAAAAGAAAUUAUUUGGUUCAAGAAAAUGGUGAUUAUAAUUCGUUAAGCAUGGGUGAAGAUCUUGAUCCCUGGACUGCAUGGGCGUACAAGCCUCGUACUAUAUCAUUAUUACUUAUUGGUGCAUGCUUCCUUAUGUGAGUGUUUUGUGCAAUAGCUGGGCCAGUGGAGCCCUUGAUCCUCAAAACGCAGCACAUGAGGAUAGUGCUAUUUCUGUUAAAAGGGGUGUAUGGGCUAUGAUUUCAGUAUUUCUUGCCUAUUGUUUGCUGCAAGCCCCAUCAACGAUUUUGAUUAGGCCACAUCCAGCCAUUUGGCGUUUGGUGCAUGGAAUGGCUGUCAUUUACUUGAUAGCACUUACCUUUUUGCUGUUUCAGAGUCGUGAUGAUGCUCGACAGUUUAUGAAGUUUCUCCAUCCUGACCUCGGUGUUGAGCUUCCAGAAAGAUCUUAUGGUGCUGAUUGUCGUCUUUAUUUACCUGAAAAUUCCAAAAGCAGGUUUAAGAAUGUUUAUGAGACACUUUUUGAUGAAUUUGUUCCAGCUCAUAUAAUUGGAUGGUGGGGCAAGGCUAUAAUGAUUCGUAACCAAGCUCUACUGUGGGUGUUGUCAAUUGGGUUUGAAAUGAUGGAGCUAACCUUUCGCCACAUGUUACCAAACUUCAACGAGUGUUGGUGGGACAGUAUCGUUCUUGAUAUUUUGAUAUGUAACUGGUUUGGCAUCUGGGCAGGAAUGCGUACUGUUCGAUACUUCGAUGGUAAAACAUACAAGUGGGUUGGUCUAAGUCGUCAACCUAAUAUUAUUGGGAAAGUCAAACGAACACUGGGACAAUUCACACCAGCACAGUGGGACAAAGAUGAGUGGCACCCAUUACUUGGUCCAUGGCGUUUCAUUCAAGUUAUAAGCCUUUGCAUCGUCUUCCUGACAGUAGAGCUCAAUACAUUCUUUUUGAAGUUUAGUCUUUGGGUACCCCCAAGGAAUCCUGUGAUCAUAUAUAGACUAAUCUUGUGGUGGCUGAUUGCAAUCCCAACAAUUCGGGAGUAUAAUUCCUACCUUCAAGAUCGAAAGCCCGUGAAGAAAGUUGGCGCAUUUUGUUGGCUAUCGCUUGCAAUUUGCAUCAUUGAACUUCUUAUUUGUAUAAAGUUUGGACAUGGUUUAUAUCCCAAACCAAUGCCUCUUUGGUUGGUAAUAUUCUGGAUCUCGGUUGGAGGUGCAGUUGUAUUAUUCCUUUUAAUUUGGUCGUGGCAAUCACAUCAACGUUUAGCAAGAAAGAAGCAAUGAUCUCUCAGCAGCAGUGGUAGACUAUUCUUUGGUUUCUUCUUGUCACAAGGAGGAUUACCGUGUAAAUAUUUUACCCACAUUGAUUGUACAUGAGUUUCCUCUCAGAAAAUGGACUCAUUUCCAGAUCAGUAAUCUUUUUCUUUUUGAGAAUUAUGUUUCUUGAGUGGAAAAUUUUCUUUUUCUA
Messenger RNA from Cucumis sativus (cucumber), 3114 nucleotides. RefSeq names its product CDP-diacylglycerol--serine O-phosphatidyltransferase 1. Gene Ontology annotation, molecular function: L-serine-phosphatidylethanolamine phosphatidyltransferase activity. The transcript is spliced from 13 exons. Lineage: Eukaryota; Viridiplantae; Streptophyta; Magnoliopsida; Cucurbitales; Cucurbitaceae. Gene Ontology annotation, biological process: phosphatidylserine biosynthetic process. Bases 1737 to 2930 code for a protein of 397 amino acids. The record is from RefSeq and is a predicted model, not a curated record.